AGAGCAGCAUUUUUUAAGUACGCAGAAAAAAAGUACAUCGCAGCGAUGGCAAGAACCAAGCAGACGGCUCGUAAAUCCACCGGCGGCAAAGCCCCGAGGAAGCAGCUCGCUACCAAAGCCGCCCGUAAGAGCGCUCCGGCCACCGGCGGCGUCAAGAAGCCUCACCGCUACAGGCCCGGCACCGUGGCUCUGCGAGAGAUCCGUCGCUAUCAGAAGUCCACCGAGCUGCUGAUCCGCAAGCUGCCCUUCCAGCGUCUGGUGCGAGAAAUCGCUCAGGACUUCAAGACGGACCUGCGCUUCCAGAGCUCCGCUGUCAUGGCCCUGCAGGAGGCCAGCGAGGCUUAUUUGGUCGGUCUGUUUGAGGACACCAACCUGUGCGCCAUCCACGCCAAGAGAGUCACCAUCAUGCCCAAAGACAUCCAGCUGGCGCGCCGCAUCCGCGGAGAGCGCGCUUAAACGCCUGAUUUCAUAAGUCUUUAAACCCCAAAGGCUCUUUUAAGAGCCACCUAAAUCAUAUUAAACGAGAGAAUUUCAUCUAACGUUCAAUAGAAAGUAACACUAAUUAUUUGUUUGGGUCUUCGUUUAUUCAACUUAGUUUCCCAUUAGAAUACACUC
Onychostoma macrolepis is the source of this 615-nucleotide messenger RNA. RefSeq names its product histone H3. Gene Ontology annotation, cellular component: nucleosome. Gene Ontology annotation, molecular function: DNA binding; structural constituent of chromatin; protein heterodimerization activity. Bases 46 to 456 code for a protein of 136 amino acids. The record is from RefSeq and is a predicted model, not a curated record. NCBI's taxonomy places the organism in Eukaryota, Metazoa, Chordata, Actinopteri, Cypriniformes, Cyprinidae. The transcript has a single exon.